This is a messenger RNA of Nycticebus coucang (slow loris), 1496 nucleotides long. RefSeq names its product TIR domain containing adaptor molecule 2 (gene TICAM2). Bases 680 to 1387 code for a protein of 235 amino acids. Gene Ontology annotation, biological process: TRIF-dependent toll-like receptor signaling pathway; positive regulation of natural killer cell activation; positive regulation of myeloid dendritic cell cytokine production. The transcript has 5 exons. The record is from RefSeq and is a predicted model, not a curated record. Gene Ontology annotation, molecular function: protein kinase binding. Lineage: Eukaryota; Metazoa; Chordata; Mammalia; Primates; Lorisidae.
CUUCUCUUCUGGGCUCCAGAUGCACAUAUCCAGCUAUUUACUCAACAUCUCCACGGAUCAGAUCCUGCAUCGGAGCAUCCAGCAGAUUACCUUGACUCUCCCUCAGAAAGAUACCUCAGAUCUACUUAAAUUUCCCUACCUCUCUAAGCUUCACUAUCACAGCAGUGCCUGACCCCAGACAAACAAAAGAACCUCUGUAUCAGUGAAUCCUAGACAUCAUUUCAUUUGACUUUUCAAAUCUCUUCAUGCUGAUGGGGAGGUGGAGCAAGAUGGUGGCCGAGUAACAGGUUCCUUGCAUUUGGGCACCAUGAAUCUGGGGAGAUAGGACUCCAGGCAUCUCUGGCUGGUGGGAUCUGCCUAUCAUCACCCCAGUGAGGAUACAGGGAGUCAGCGAGAGACUUCUGGACCCCAAAAGGAGGACUAAAACAGUGGAAAAACAGCAAGUGGUCGUGUGUGUUCAAUCCAUCUAAACCCGCCCGCAACUUCCACAGGCACGAGAACUUAAAGAGCAAGAGGAAGUGAAAGGAAAGGAAACAGAUAAAAGAAACCACUCAUGAGGAAGAAUCAGCAGAAAACUCCAGGCAACAUGAAGAACCAGUCCAGAACAACCCCGCCAAGGGACCAUGAGAUUGAAAAGAAAUGCUGAGAAAUAAAUAAAGCUUUCCCUUGGAUAUUUAGAAUGGGUAUCGGGAAGUCUAAAAUACAUUCCUGCCCUCUUUUUCUCUCUUGGAGCAAAAGCCACAGUGUGGAUACCAGUCAUGGACCCCCUGCGUCAGCUGCCAAGAAACCUGACGAUGUCUCCCUGUGUGAUGUGGCUGAGUGUGGCAGUGCAACAGAGCAGCCCACAGGGAGGCAGGAGGGAGCUUUGAGAGUGGAAGGGACGCCUGUAGACGAAGCUGAAGAAGAGGUGUUCCUCAAAUUUGUGAUACUGCAUGCCGAAGACGACACAGGUGAAGCCCUCAGAGUCCAGAACCUGCUACAAAAUGACUUUGGUAUCAAGCCGGGAAUAAUCUUUGCUGAGAUGCCCUGUGGCAGACAGCAUUUACAGAACUUAGACGACGCUGUCAAUGGGUCUGCAUGGACCAUCUUACUGCUGACGGAAAACUUUUUAAGAGAUACCUGGUGUAACUUUCAGUUCUACACGUCGCUAAUGAACUCCGUUAACAGGCAGCACAAAUAUAACUCUGUCAUCCCCAUGCGGCCCCUGAACAACCCCCUUCCCCGGGACAGGACCCCCUUCGUUCUCCAGACCAUCAAUGCCUUAGAGGAAGAAAGUCGUGGCUUUCCUACACAAGUAGAGAGAAUUUUUCAGGAGUCUGUGUAUAAGACACAACAAACCAUUUGGAAAGAGUCGAGAAAUACGGUACAGAGACAAUUUAUUGCCUGAAAAGAAACCUAUAAUUCAUGACUAGAUCCUGUUUCAUAAACCAAAUGGUUGAUCUUCACUUGAAAGAAAUUCCUAGGAAGUGUUUAAAUGGAAGAGAGCCUUAUCCUUA